Molecule: messenger RNA, 3489 nt
Organism: Lodderomyces pseudojiufengensis
Lineage: Eukaryota; Fungi; Ascomycota; Pichiomycetes; Serinales; Debaryomycetaceae
Gene: CPA2
Product: carbamoyl-phosphate synthase (glutamine-hydrolyzing)
Exons: 1
Coding region: 1-3489 (1162 amino acids)
Biological process (GO): 'de novo' pyrimidine nucleobase biosynthetic process; L-citrulline biosynthetic process; UTP biosynthetic process
Cellular component (GO): cytosol; cytoplasm
Molecular function (GO): aspartate carbamoyltransferase activity; ATP binding; metal ion binding
Source: RefSeq, a predicted model, not a curated record
AUGAUGUUUUUGAAAACUAACUUGAAUUUAAAAUUGAUUUCAAAUCAAUUGAAAAAAAUCACAUCAUCACCACCAAGAUCAUCAUCACUACAACAAAAAUUAAUCAUAAGAAACUUUUCAAAAUCAAUUAUAUAUUCACAUCAAAUUCAAGAAAAAGAAUUAAAAUAUGCAGGAGGAGAUUUAUUAAAAGCAUUUAGUAAUGAACAUUCUGAAAAUUUAGUUGAUGUUUCAAAAGUUUUAGUUAUUGGAUCUGGUGGAUUAUCAAUAGGUCAAGCAGGAGAAUUUGAUUAUUCUGGUUCACAAGCAAUAAAAGCUUUAAAAGAAGCAAAUAAAAAAUCAAUAUUAAUUAAUCCAAAUAUUGCAACAAAUCAAACUUCUCAUUCAUUAGCUGAUGAAAUUUAUUAUUUACCUGUUACACCAGAAUAUAUUACAUAUAUAAUAGAAAGAGAAAAACCAGAUGGUAUAUUAUUAACAUUUGGUGGACAAACUGGUUUAAAUGUUGGUGUUAAAUUAGAUAAAAUGGGAGUUUUUGAAAGAUAUGGAGUUAAAGUAUUGGGGACACCAAUAAAAACUUUAGAAACUUCUGAAGAUAGAGAUUUAUUUAGUCAAGCAUUAAAAGAAAUAAAUAUUCCAAUUGCAGAAUCAAUAGCUGUUGAAAGUGUUGAUGAUGCUUUAAAAGCUGCUGAAACUGUUGGUUAUCCAAUUAUAGUCAGAUCUGCUUAUUCAUUAGGUGGAUUAGGUUCAGGAUUUGCAGCAAAUGAAGAAGAAUUAAGAAAUUUAUCUGCUCAAUCUUUAAGUUUAGCUCCUCAAAUUUUAGUUGAAAAAUCUUUAAAAGGUUGGAAAGAAGUUGAAUAUGAAGUUGUACGUGAUAGAGUUGAUAAUUGUAUUACUGUUUGUAAUAUGGAAAAUUUUGACCCAUUGGGUAUACAUACUGGUGAUUCAAUAGUUGUUGCACCAUCUCAAACUUUAUCAGAUGAAGAAUAUCAUUUAUUAAGAUCUGCUGCAAUUAAAAUUAUAAGACAUUUAGGAGUUGUUGGUGAAUGUAAUGUUCAAUAUGCUUUACAACCAGAUGGUUUAGAUUAUAGAGUUAUUGAAGUUAAUGCAAGAUUAUCACGUUCUUCUGCAUUAGCUUCAAAAGCAACUGGUUAUCCAUUAGCUUAUACUGCUGCAAAAAUUGCUUUAGGUCAUACAUUACCACAAUUACCAAAUCCUGUAACAAGAACAACAUCAGCAAAUUUUGAACCAUCAUUAGAUUAUAUGGUUACAAAAAUUCCAAGAUGGGAUUUAUCAAAAUUUCAACAUGUUAAAAGAGAUAUUGGAUCAGCAAUGAAAUCAGUUGGUGAAGUUAUGGCAAUUGGUAGAAACUUUGAAGAAAGUUUUCAAAAAGCUAUUAGACAAAUUGAUCCUUCAUAUAUUGGAUUUCAAGGUGAUAAAUUCGAAAAUUUAGAUGAAAGUUUGAAAAAUCCAACUGAUAGAAGAUGGUUAGCUGUUGGACAAGCUUUAUUACACGAAAAUUAUUCAGUUGAUAAAGUUCAUGAUUUAACAAAAAUUGAUAAAUGGUUUCUUUAUAAAUUAAUGAAUAUCGUUAAUAUGUAUAGAGAAUUAGAAUCAGUUGGUGAAUUAUCAAAUAUAAAUAGUGAUUUAAUGAGUCGUGCUAAAAAAUUAGGAUUUUCAGAUAAACAAAUUGGAAUUUGUGUUGGUGCUGAUGAAUUAGAAGUUAGAAAAAUUAGAAAAUCAUUUGGCAUAAUACCAUUUGUUAAAAAAAUUGAUACAUUAGCUGCUGAAUUUCCAGCAAAUACAAAUUAUUUAUAUACAACUUAUAAUGCAACAAGUUCAGAUAUUGAUUUUGAAGAUAAAGGUACAAUGGUAUUAGGUUCAGGAGUUUAUAGAAUUGGAUCAUCUGUUGAAUUUGAUUGGUGUGCUGUUUCAACUGCAAGAGCAUUAAGAGAAAAUGGUCAAAAAACUAUUAUGAUAAAUUAUAAUCCAGAAACUGUUUCAACUGAUUUUGAUGAAGUUGAUAGAUUAUAUUUUGAAGAAUUAAGUUUAGAAAGAGUUUUAGAUAUUUAUGAAUUAGAAAAUGCUUCCGGGGUUGUUGUAUCAGUUGGUGGACAAUUACCUCAAAAUAUUGCAUUAAGUUUACAAAAUAACGGAUGUAAUGUAUUAGGUACAAAUCCAGAAGAUAUUGAUAAAGCAGAAGAUCGUCAUAAAUUUUCACAAAUUUUAGAUUCAAUUGGAGUUGAUCAACCAAGUUGGAAAGAAUUAACAUCAAUUGAAGAAGCUGAAAAAUUUGCUGAUGAAGUUGGUUAUCCAGUAUUAGUUCGUCCUUCAUAUGUUUUAUCAGGAGCUGCAAUGUCAGUUAUAAACAACAAGAAUGAAUUAGAUUCAAAAUUAUCAAAUGCUUCAAAAGUUUCAAGAGAUUAUCCAGUUGUUAUAUCGAAAUUUAUUCAAGGUGCACAAGAAAUUGAUAUUGAUGCAGUUGCAAAUGAAGGCGAGGUAUUAGUUCAUGCAAUUUCAGAACAUGUUGAAAAUGCAGGAGUUCAUUCUGGUGAUGCAACAUUAAUUUUACCACCACAAAAUUUAUCACAAACUUUAUUAGAUAGAUUAAAAAUUAUAACUGAUAAAGUAGCAGAAGCAUGGAAAAUUACUGGACCAUUUAAUAUGCAAAUUAUAAAAAAUGAUAAAAAUGGUGAAUUAAAUGAUUCAAAUUGUGAAUUAAAAGUUAUUGAAUGUAAUAUUAGGGCAUCAAGAUCUUUCCCAUUUGUUUCAAAAGUUUUAGGAUUAAAUUUUAUUGAUAUUGCAGUAAAAUCUUUAAUUAAAAAGGAUGUUCCUGAACCAAUUAAUCUAAUGAAUAAAAAAUAUAAUCAUGUUGCAACAAAAGUACCACAAUUUUCAUUUACAAGAUUAGCAGGAGCAGAUCCAUUUUUAGGAGUUGAAAUGGCAUCAACAGGAGAAGUUGCAUGUUUUGGAAAAGAUCUUUUGGAAGCUUAUUGGACAACUAUACAAUCAACAAUGAAUUUUAAUUUACCAUUACCAGGAACAGGAAUAUUAUUUGGAGGAGAUUUAAACAAUUCAAAAUUAGGUAAUGUUGCAAAAGAAUUAAGUGGAUUAGGUUAUAAAUUUUAUACAGCAAAUGAAAAAGUAUCAAAUUAUUUAAAAGAUUAUGUAUCAGAACCAAUUGAAGUUAUUGAAUUCCCCAAAACUGAUAAAAGAGCUCUUAGAGAAAUUUUUCAAGAUAAACAAAUUGGUGCAGUAUUUAAUUUAGCAUUUGAAAGAGCAAAAGAUUUAUUAGAUGAAGAUUAUGUUAUGAGAAGAAAUGCUAUAGAUUUUGCUAUACCAUUAUUUAAUGAACCAAAUACUUCACAAUUAUUUGCUUUAUGUUUAAAAAAUAAAAUUAAUGAUAAAAUAAAAUUUGAUGAAAUUCCUGAAUCAUUUGUUAUACCUGAAGAAGUUAAAAGAUGGAGUGAAUUUAUUGGUGGAAAACCAGUAUAG